Molecule: messenger RNA, 3168 nt
Organism: Peniophora sp. CBMAI 1063
Lineage: Eukaryota; Fungi; Basidiomycota; Agaricomycetes; Russulales; Peniophoraceae
Source: the annotation of a GenBank genome assembly
AUGGCCAGCGACGCUAACUACUCGCCUACCACGCCCAUGCGCGUGCCGCUCAACCGGUCCGUCAGCCAGGCGUCCUGGUCCGAACAUCACAACGCCGGGACCUCGUACGCCUCCUCGUCGUACCGCCCGACGUCACCCAGUCCUCGGCGGCCGGCGGUGCUGCGUCGACCGUCUGGACGGCCGAAUAGGAGUUUGAGUGUGGGAAGCGGACGGGCGGCGGGGGAGAUGACCGAGGAGGAGGAGGAGGAGCUCGAGGAGGAGGACGGUGGGAACGGAGGGAAGUUGCCGGACGAGGAGCUGGAGGAUGACGACGAGGAAGUCGAGGACGAGAUCACGCUCAAGCAGCGGCAGAGUCUGAUCAACGUCGAGCACCCGUUCGGUCUCCCGAUUUGGAAACCGGCGCUCUACAAGAAGUCCCGCUCAGUCACGCGCUACGCCGACCAGGUCUUGCACGAGGGCCCAUCCGCACAGGCAGAGCGCCAUUUGUUGCCUGUCAAUAUCGCGUGGACGGUCAUAUUCGGGUGGUGGCUGGCGCUUGUGUGCUUCGCCGUAUCUCUGGUGCUAUAUCUCGUGCCAAAGGGCGGGAAACAGUAUUCGACACUCGUAUUCGGCUUGGGAUGGUAUCUCGGUUGGCCGUUCGGGAAAUACGUCGAAGGGACGACAGACGACGACGAAGAUGAGGACGACGACGACGACGCGCACGCGAACGAGAACGGUGUCGCACACGACGUCUCUUCCGACGACGGCACCGUCCGCGGCGCAUCCCCGCACAGAGGCGAACCCUCACGUGGUUUCCAUGGUCCUACGCCCUCCUGGUCCACCCCUACAACCGAGGCGACGAGCUUGCUCGCGAAGAAGCUUAACGCGGGCCGUGUCAGUAUGGCGCCUAUCAAGUCCUACGGCACGACAACCCAGACACUUCUCAAGCCAUCAACAGCGGAGAUCUGGCUCGGCCGCGCAGUAUUCUGGCUCUUCCUCGUAUGCCUCAUCGCGCCGCUCAUGCUCAUAGUCUGCGUCAUCUGCUGGGCACUCAUCGUCGCCAUCCCCAUGGCCAAACUCAACUGGGCGCUGCUCAAGCACCUCUUCACGCGCGAUAUUCGCUUCUGUUCACCACCGGAAUUGCAGUUCUUCGCGUCCGAGGAGAAUGUCAAUGUCACGAGCCCGACGCAGGAGACGCCCGCCGCGCAGCCGAUUCCGGAAGUGGACGAGGAAGGCUCGGAGACGCCCGUUGCGCCCGAACCCGGAUCGACGCUCGGCGUCUCGCAGCCCCGAUUGACGCCCGGCUCGCGUGCGCCGUCCAGUCCGAGCAAUACGAAGGUUCUGCUGUGCAUUUACCGUGCCGCGGGCCUCAAGUUCUACAAGUACACCGUCGGCGGCGUGAACAUCUUGUUCGUCAACCUCCUGCCGGUCGUGGUCUUGGUCAUCCUCGAUGGAUUCUUCUUGAUGCCAUGGGUCGAACACCGCGAAGAACACGGCAAACAUGUUCCCGCCAUUCUCGCCGCAUUAGGCUCUCAGGCUGCCGUCUUCACAUGCUCGCUCCUCUCCGUCAUUCCGCUCUCGUACUUCAUCGGUAUGGCCGUCGCGUCCAUCUCCGCCCAAUCCUCCAUCGGCAUGGGCGCCGUCAUCAACGCGACGUUCGGUUCCAUCAUCGAGAUCCUGCUCUACGCCAUCGCUCUGCGCGACAGCAAAGGCGGGAUCGUGGAGGGUAGCAUUGUUGGGAGUAUUUUGGCGGGCGUGCUGUUGAUGCCCGGGCUGAGUAUGCUGAGUGGAGCGAUGAGGAAGAAGGAGCAGAAGUUUAAUGCGAAGAGUGCGGGUGUUACGAGUACGAUGUUGAUCAUGGCGAUCAUCGGUACUCUUACGCCUACGCUGUUCUACCAGACCUAUGGCAACUUCAUGUUGGUCUGUACCGGCUGCCCGACGUCGACCUCCCCCAACAAUGCGCCGUGGGUCUGCCAGCACUGCUCGUACCAGCACCCGGAUCCCAUCGACGACCCGUUCUACAAGCAAACGGUCAUCAAGUUGACGUACUUCUGCGCCUCCAUCCUUCUCUUCAGUUACAUCGUAGCGCUCUGGUUCUCCCUCCGCACGCACGCCUCGCAAAUCUGGCAAAACCCCCAGCAGCUCCUCCAUCCCCCCGAACACGGCCGCAUGUCGCUCUACCACAAGAUCGUGCCCGCAUCCACACACACCGCCUCCGCCCCGCACUCCAACCUCCGCCACAAGCCCUCGUUCGCCGGCACAGACGUCUCCGUCGGGCACACCCACAACCAGUCCACAUCCACCUCGACCGCCCAAGGUCAAAGUCAAGGUCAAAGUCAAAGUCAAAGUCAAGGGCCGAGACGGAUGCCGAGCUUCGCGCCGCACCCGGCGCUGGUGGAGAGCGUCGGCCAGGCGGUGCACGAUGUUGGCUUGAGACCGAACGAGUCGAUGAGCGCGGACGAUCUCACGCGCGCGAUCGCCGUCGCGACCGUCUCCGCGCUCCGCCAAGCGGGCAACACCUCCGCCGAACGCUCCGCCGCGCGGCACGACGCCGAGACCGCCCCUCCCGAAGGCGGACACGGCGGGCACGACGCGCCGAGCUGGUCGCGCACGACGUCCGCGUCGGUGCUGCUGGGGUGCACGGCGCUGUACGCGAUCAUCGCGGAGCUGCUGGUGGACGUUGUGGACGUGGUGCUGAAGGGGAGCGGGGUGCAGCAGAAGUUUUUGGGGAUUACCCUUUUUGCGCUCGUCCCGAAUACGACGGAGUUUAUGAAUGCGAUGAGCUUUGCGAUGAAUGGGAAUAUUGCGCUGAGUAUGGAGAUUGGGAGCGCGUAUGCGCUGCAGGUGUGCUUGCUGCAGAUCCCGGCGAUGGUGGCGUUUAGCGCGUGGUACGCGCCGGAGAAGAUGGGGAGGAUUAGCGAUACUUUCCCGUUGAUCUUCCCGCGCUGGGACGUCCUAGUGAUCAUCCUAUCCGUCUUCCUCCUCACCUACGUCUACAUCGAGGCCAAGUCGAACUACCAUCGUGGAAGCAUUCUCGUUCUCAGCUACUGCGUGCUCGUCGCGGGCUUCUACUUUGCGCCGAAGGAAAAGGCGUUCGACGAGUUUGACGGGAGCGCGGAUACGGUUGUUGUUGGGACGCAGUUUGUUAAGGCGGGGGUGGAGGCUGUUAAGAUGUGGCUCGCGAUCUGA